UCGACGUAAACCGGUACUUAAACCGGUACUUAAAGCCGCGAUGAUCGUCACGGCAGUUUGCUGAAAUCUCGCGAUAUUUCCGGGAUCUCGCCUGAUCUUGCGAAGCGCGGUUGCACAUCAUUCCCGAGGAGACGACGACGUCUGGGUGGAGGGUCUCGAGAUGGCUGAUGGUGAUAUGGAGCUUCGGUGAGAAUGGAACUGUCCAAACCAGACAAAAUGGGCAAGACAAGGCUGUUCCGCAUCUUUCUCAUCCUGGGCUCUGUCUUCAUGAUCCUGCUGAUCAUCAUCUACUGGGACGACGUGGGAGCCACACAUUUUUACCUCCACACAACCAUAUCCGGACCUCAUUCUUCCCGCCUCCCACCCGAGAGUAAUGCCGCUUCCAAAAACAAAGCUGAGGAGGACAAGGAAGGCUCGUUCCUGGCCGACAUCGACGCGUUCGUCAACCAGUUUCUGGAAGGCACGGCCGACCCUACGGAGCAAGUGAGAGCCGAGACGCCACCUGGCGACACUCGUAACCAAUCCUCAGAAAAACCAGAAGAAAGAUUCAUCCCCAGGCGCGAGUGGAAGAUCCACCUGACCCCGAUCGCCGCAGAGAAGAAGCAAAGGCAGGACAGUAGGAAGCAGCUGAUCCGUGACCUUUGCAGCAGCAACAGCAGCUUCGACUUCCCAGGCAAGAACCGGAGGUUCGAUGACAUCCCCAACAAGGAGCUGGACCACCUGAUUGUAGACGACCGACACGGGAUCAUCUACUGCUACGUUCCCAAGGUGGCAUGCACCAACUGGAAGCGCAUCAUGAUCGUGCUCAGCGAGAGCCUGCUGGUGAACGGCGCACCCUACCAGGACCCUCUGGACAUCCCUGUCGAACUCAUCCACAACAGCAGCGUGCACUUUACCUUCAACAAGUUCUGGAAGCGCUACGGGAAGUUCUCUCGGCAUCUGAUGAAAAUCAAGCUGAAGAAGUACACUAAGUUCCUGUUCAUCCGAGACCCUUUUGUCCGUCUCAUCUCGGCCUACCGCAACAAGUUCGAGCUGGAGAACGAGGACUUCUACAAGCGAUUCGCCAUGGUAAUGCUGAAAAGAUACGGCAACUACGUCGACCCUCCGGCGUCGGUGGCGGACGCUUUCGCCGCCGGAAUCAAACCCACGUUUUCGAACUUUAUUCAGUAUCUGUUAGAUCCGGACACAGAGAAAGAAAUGCCGUUUAACGAGCACUGGAGGCAGAUGCACCGCUUGUGCCACCCUUGCCAGAUCAAUUAUGACUUUGUGGGAAAACUGGAGACGUUGGACGAGGACGCCGAGCAUUUGUUACGGAUCCUGCGCGUGGACAACGUCGUCCAGUUCCCAGCGAGUCAUCACAACAGGACAGUCAGCAGCUGGGAGCAGGACUGGUUCGCCAACAUACCAUACGAAUCACGCAGACAGUUGUACAAGCUCUACGAAGCUGACUUCAGACUGUUCGGCUAUCCUAAACCCGAGAAGCUUUUACACGAGUGAAAAUUUGUUUCCGGUCAGCAAAGUAGUCUCUUGCUGUGAUUUAUUUAACUGUAAUUCAUUCAGUUAAUGGAUAGAGGUUUUAUUCAUUCAAUUUGAUUCCUAUUCCUUUAUUUCUAUGGGCAAUGCUCCGGUUUUGCUUAUCGCACAGGUAUUAUAAAAGGUUCAUUAGAACAUUAUUAAGAGUGUUAAAAGUAUUCAGAGUGCUGUAUACAGAUUCAUACUUUAUACCU
Molecule: messenger RNA, 1727 nt
Organism: Hemibagrus wyckioides
Lineage: Eukaryota; Metazoa; Chordata; Actinopteri; Siluriformes; Bagridae
Gene: chst12a
Product: carbohydrate (chondroitin 4) sulfotransferase 12a
Exons: 2
Coding region: 193-1497 (434 amino acids)
Biological process (GO): carbohydrate biosynthetic process; proteoglycan biosynthetic process
Cellular component (GO): membrane
Molecular function (GO): sulfotransferase activity
Source: RefSeq, a predicted model, not a curated record